CAUCAAGUCCCAGAAAGUGAACAAAGAACCCAACCCAAACCAGAGCCUUCUGGUGGAGGAGUGUGUGCUCACUGGCUGCUGCUUUGAGCUGGUGUGUCCGGGGCUGUCAGCACCAUGAGCAGCUUCAGGGCUGCCAUGCUCUUCUGGACAGUGGUGGCGUGUGCCGCAACAGACAAGCCUCUAGGAGAGAACGAGGAGACUGGAGUUCAAAGAUGCAAGAACGCCCUGAAAAUACCUGUGCUGGAGGUCCUCCCCGGAGGGGGCUGGGAUAAUCUGCGCAACACGGACAUGGGGCGGGUCAUAGAGUUGACUUACACCAACUGUAGGACCACAGAGGAUGGACAGUACAUCAUCCCCGAUGAAAUUUUCACCAUUCCCCAGAAACAGAGCAACCUGGAGUUGAACUCAGAAAUCCUGGAAUCCUGGAUGAAUUACCAGAGCAGCAUCUCUGCUUCCAUCAACAUGGAGAUCUCUGCUUUUUCCAAGGUCAAUGGCAAGUUCUCCUCUGAAUUCCAGAGGAUGAAGACCCUUCAAGUGAGGGACCAGGCUGUCACUACUCGUGUUCAGGUAAGAAACCUGGUCUACACGGUCAAAAUUGACCCAACCUCAGAACUAAGCUCGGGGUUUAUGAAAGACCUCAUGGACAUCUCUGACUGUCUCGAGAACAAUCAGACCAGGAUGGCCACCUACCUGGCGGAGCUCCUGGUCCUCAACUAUGGUACCCAUGUCAUCACCAGUAUGGAUGCCGGGGCUGCUCUCAUGCAGGAGGACCAUAUCAAGUCCUCCUUCCUCCAGAACAGCCAGGACAGCCGCAUAGGUGUGACCGUGUCCGCUGGGGUUACCUUCUUAAACACCGUGAACUUCAAAUCAUCUGCGAACAUCACCUACGAGGAUGACUUGACCAAGGGCUACCUGGCAAACCGAACCAACUCCAGGGUUCAGAGCCUCGGAGGGGUUCCCUUUUAUCCAGGUAUCACCCUGCAAAACUGGCAGCAGAGCAUCACCAACCACCUGGUGGCCGUGGAUCGCGCCGGCCUGCCCCUGCAUUUCUUCAUCAAGCCGGACCUGCUGCCUCACUUGCCCAGCCCCCUGGUGAGGAAGCUGUCACACACGGUGGAAACUGCCGUGAGACACUAUUACAACUUCAACACCUACCCGGGAUGCACAGAUGGCAACUCACCCAACUUCAAUUUUCAGGCCAAUACGGAUGAUGGAUCCUGUGAGGGAAAAAUGACCAACUUCUCCUUUGGUGGGGUGUAUCAGGAAUGCACUCAGCUCUCAGGGAGUGAGGGCAUCCUCCUCUGCCAAAAGUUGGAGCAGAAGAAUCCACUCACUGGCAAUUUCUCCUGCCCCUCUGGCUACUCCCCAGUCCAUCUGCUGACUCAGAUCCACGAGGAAGGCUACAGCUCCUUGGACUGUGAGCGGAAGUGCCACUUGGUCAUCUUUUGUAAGACAGUCUGUGAAGAUGUGUUCCGGGUGGCAAAGGCUGAAUUUAGGGCUUUUUGGUGCAUGGUCAGUGACCAAGUACCUGCAAACUCAGGACUUCUUUUUGGGGGCCUCUUCAGCAGUAAGAGCAUAAACCCCAUGACAAAUGCACAGUCCUGCCCAGUUGGCUACCUCCCUCUGAGCCUCUUCGAAAGCCUCAAGGUAUGUGUUUCUCAGGACUAUGAGAUAGGAUACAAGUUUUCUGUCCCCUUUGGUGGGUUCUUCAGUUGCGUAGUUGGGAACCCCCUGGUAAAGUCUUCUGUCUCCGGAGACAUGGCACCCUCUCUGAAAAAGUGUCCCGGGGGCUUUAGCCAACACCUCGCCUUCAUCAGCGAUGGAUGCCAAGUGUCCUACUGUGUCAAGGCUGGGAUUUUCACAGGAGGGUCCCUGCCCCCCGCCAGGCUCCCACCUUUUAUCAGGCCACCCCUCAUAAGUCAGACUGCCACCAACACUGUCGUUGUGACAAAUAGCGAGAGUGCCAGGUCCUGGAUUAAAGACGCCCAGACCCACCAGUGGAGGCUGGGGGAUCCUUUGGAGCUGCGCAGAACCAUGAAGGUCAUCCAUGGGGACAGCAGUGGUCUGCCGGGAGGGGCAGCAGCUGGGAUCACAGUGGGAGUCACCACUGUCCUGGCAGCUGUCAUCGCCUUGGCCAUCUAUGGCACCCGGAAAUACAAGAGGAAGGAAUACCAGGCGUUCGAGGAGGAGAGGCGGAAUUUGACUUCAGACAUUCUACCCACUGAAGACUUCCUUGUCCCAGAGCCACAGCAAAGUCCAGCUUAAGUCUUCCCGGGGAAGCAGCUGUGUCGUCUUCGACCACGGCUUCAGGCAUGUCUUCCGUUGCUUCCUUCUCCGCUUUGGCCUUCCUAAUGAUUGAGGUGUCAAUGCAACAAAAAGCAGGUAUAACUUUGUGACUUCUUAAUUAGGUCUCUGAGCCAGGAAAUGAGCGGCAUGAACCAGGUUGAAGGUGGGGAGAGGGAGCCAUCGUGAUUCGCUAAGCAAAAGCCACCCUGGGGACUAAAAUGUAGAAGAGGUGUCUUUUCCCAUAUUUGUGCAUGUGUCAAAAGAGAGGAGGGAGGACGUAGACGUCUGGAUUUGGAAUCUAUGCAUUUAGUCUGAAGUCUUCAGAGGUUUCCAAUCUGGAAGCUGUCGGAGUUUCUGUGAAGCACCACCUCUAUUUUGUGUUUUAAAAAGCUGUCUGGAUUUUUAUGCUCCUAGAGACAGACAGAGCCCUAGAGAUAAAGAAGCCCCACUUGGCCACUGAUUUUCAGCUUUGAGGGCUCUGUGUCAAGGGGCUGUGUUAGCUCCUCUGGUUCAUCUGAAAGGGAAGAUUUUGCCUAAAUCAAUUCCUUUCCCCAGCUGCCCCAUGACUAGGACUUCCUGAGACCGGACCACUCUUGGACUUCUGACUAGUGUCCACAAGUCCUCUGAAUAUAUUUUAACUUAUAAGCUUCUACUAGGAGGCAAUGGGUGAGGAGGUUAUUGGGACACUUGCAGUAAAAAUCUGAAAAAGACUGGAGCUCAGGGGAAAUUGGGAUUCUUAUUCCCAACCAAGUGACAGCAUUCUCUAGAUAGUCCCAGAUGAGGCACCGAAAGGAGAUGUAGAUUUAAUAGCUCAAACAUGAUGGUUUUGUGUUCUAUGUUACCAAAAUACACCCCCUUUCUCUUCUGUGGAUGGCCUGCACCCUGUCUUCCCACCACAAGCCUGGGUGCAUGGGUGCAUGUGCACACACACCCCAUAUUCCAAUAACAAGUCCAAGUCCACAUCUGAAUAUCAUUUCCUCCCUAGCACCGAAACAGUACAGAAAGCACCAAUUGCUUUACCUGUGCUUUUCCUGGUAGAAAGGGGACAGACAUGAUCAAAUCCGUAUUUUUAAAGGCAUCCAGAGCCACUUGUGACAUUUAUAUCAGUUCCAGACUGAGCUCCCUGUGGUCUUGAGCAGGAUGCAUGAUUGCCUCCUGGAAAUAUGUGGGGCUUUGCUCAAUCUGAAUGCCAGUCUUGUCUAAUUGCAGUCACCUCCAGAACAUUAGUGCUGCUCCACAUUUUAAAAAAGUAGUAUGCAUUCAUUCGCUAUAUCAAAUGUUGCUAGCGAGUUAUCUUCUAGGAAGGAGACUUGGUUCUCCCCUGGUUGAUGUUCACAGUCAAGGGUUUGAGCUGACAGCAGACCCCUCUUCUGAAGAGCCUGUUGUCCCAGGCUGUGGGAAAUGGGAGCAAGAAUACUCAUUCAUUUCCAACUGAGAUACAGACACGAAGAACAGAUUUUAAGCCCCUCUUACCUGCCUGCCCAGCCAAGGACACUGAUUUCUAUAUCCUCUUCCCUUCACUCUGCCUCUUAAGCAUUAAAAUGUUCUAAAUCCCA
Molecule: messenger RNA, 3842 nt
Organism: Sciurus carolinensis (gray squirrel)
Lineage: Eukaryota; Metazoa; Chordata; Mammalia; Rodentia; Sciuridae
Gene: Mpeg1
Product: macrophage expressed 1
Exons: 2
Coding region: 115-2265 (716 amino acids)
Biological process (GO): defense response to bacterium
Source: RefSeq, a predicted model, not a curated record